This is a messenger RNA of Caenorhabditis angaria, 2836 nucleotides long. NCBI's taxonomy places the organism in Eukaryota, Metazoa, Nematoda, Chromadorea, Rhabditida, Rhabditidae. The record is from the annotation of a GenBank genome assembly.
AUGAAUAUUUUUCUAUUUCUAUUCCCUUUUUUCAUUUUUCUAUUUUAUCAAGUCAAUUGUUGUGUUGAUUUGCUCUUUGUUAUUGAUACAAAAAAUGCUGAGGUUGGUUUUGGUUUAUUUUCAAUUUCCAAAUUAACAUGAGCAAGCAAAAAAAAAAAACAACUGUAGAUUUCGAAAAAUCGUGCAAUUCAAGUUGCAAAACAAAUCCCAGAAGAUCAGAAAAUUCGAAAAUGGAUUGCGAUUUCGAGACAAGAUCGAUAUGUUCCCCGAGUUGUUCGAGUACGUUUCUUGAAUUUUUUUAUCUGAUAACGAUAUUUUUUCAGAAUAACGCUGAAUUACUAUCAGUUCUCAGUUCAGUAACAGGAGAAUAUGAUAGAUUUUUAGAUGUUGUGACAUCUGAAGUUGCCAGAAGAACACCAAGUUAGUUCGGAUUAGAAAAAACAAUCAGAAUUUCAAUAUUUUUCCAGCUUAUCAACCUCUCAUAAUUCUGUUAUUCUCUGAUGUUGGAGUGAAUGAAACUUUGAGUUCGGCUUGGAAAUCAAUGUCAAGAGCUCCAGCCUUGCACAUAUUCAGAAUUGGAACAUCGAAAAAAAGAGAGUAUGUAGAAUACAUUUUUCUUUUUGAUUUCAUUUUUUUUUCAGAAUCGAAGAAGCUUCCGAGUUCCGUCAACUUAUAUCUUGUGGGAACAACAAAACAUCAGGACCUGAAACACUUUCAUCAAAGUUUUCUGGCAACGAAAUCCGUCGUGCUCCAAUUCCUCUAACAACAUCUCGUCCACUCACAUCAACUCGCGAUCCAUUUGUUAGAAAAUUGACAUUUCUGAAUCCAACAAAAACUCUUCUCAAGGAUCGUCCAAUCAAAAGAUUUACAGUGACUCGAAAUUUCAAAAGAAUCACAACAUCAACUUUUGCACCAACUUGGCGAAGGUAUCGUUUGACAACAAUUGCACCAAGACAAAUAUCACCACAAAUUGGUUAUGCAACAAGAUGGACACCAAAUAAUAAAAAUAUCAAUAAUAAUAAUAAUGCACCAAUUUGGUCGAGCACUGCACAAAAAAGACCACCCCCACCUUUUAGAAAUGGGAAUUCGAAUAACAAUCGGGUAACAGGUUCGAAUUUGGGGUUUCGGAAUCGACAGCAGCCAUCAUUCAGAAACAAUAUACGAUUAACAACAACUCCAAGAUCAAUUUGGAAUCGAUUUGGAAAUACAAAAACAACUCUUCGGCCAUUCUUUCGAAAUAAUCAACGUGUUUUUAAUAACAACAGAAAUAUUCUGAAAACUACACCACGACCAAGAUUUGUAACUACUAGAAGACCGUUGAUAUCGAACAAUGUGAAAUCUGGGAUACGGAAGAAUUUAAUAACAACACCCAAACCAAUUCGAACAACGCCUCGACCUUUUACGAUGAGAAAACCAUUGUCUACCACAAGACGACCUUUGAACCGGAACAUAAUACAGAAAAAACCAAUUGCAAAAAUUAUAUCCGGUAAAAUAACACCAAGACCUGCAUUCAGAUUCACAACACAUCGACCAAUCACAACCACUAAAUCUUAUUUCAAUAAAUCACGAACCACUUCUAAACCACCAAGAUUCACAACUAAAAAAAGUUAUGUGCAAAAAAGUCGAGUAACAACAGCUCGACCAAGAUUUGGAUUUGGAACUACGUCGAAAACAACUACAAGAAAAUUUUUGAAACCGACUACAGCUCGUCCAAAAAUAACUGUGACACCCAAAGUAAAUUUAAAAACUUUAUCGAAACCCUCGAGAUUCACACCAAAACCACGUUCAAAACCACGAUUUUCAACAACGACUUCAAAAGCAAAAAUCAUCAAACCAAAAAUUCCACCAGCAAAACACCGUGUCACUUCUUCACCUCGAUCAAAACUGAAUCACAAAGUUACACCUGCACCACACAAAACCUCAAUUUCAAAACUUCGCAGCUCAACGCCAGCGCCUACUGUAUCUACAGUACUAUCUGCUCCUCCACCAUCUAUAAAAGAACAAUUUGCUGGAGGAAAGAAUUUCCGAGUUCGAUCGAGGAGUGUGCAAUUUACCCUAACAGAGUGAGAAAAAAUAUGAAAAAAAAAAUACAUGUUGUGUUUUUCAGAAAACCUCCAGUUUCUCCAAAAUCACUUGGCUUCAAUAUUCGAACUCAUCGAUCAACUUUGGCUCCACCAACAACAACCCCAUUUACACCACCAGCUUGUAUUAUUGAUGUUUAUUUUAUGAUUGAUUUAUCAAAAGGAACUGGUGAUAAAACUGAUAAAUAUCUUCAAAUAAUAUCAACUGCUGUAAAUCAAAUGCCAAUCUCAAAAUAUGCAACACAUGCUGGAAUAAUUGGAUAUUCUGGACCUGGUCGAACUCGAACCGAUGUUUAUUUAGAUCAAAUUUUCGAGAAGAAAACUUUGAUUUCGGAAAUGAUGAAAAUGUGGAGAAAUGCUGGAACAACAAAAACUGCAAAUGCUUUGAGAUAUGCUGUAAAAGAAUUCAAUUCAAAAGCUCAUCCAAGUCGGAAAAAUUCGAAGAAAGUUUUAGUGAUUUUCACAGAUGGAUAUUCACAAGAUAAUCCAAAAGAUGCUGCGAAAAUUGUAAAAAGUCGAGGAAUUCAAAUAAUUGCAGUUGCAUUAAAUGAUAAAUUAGCUCCGCCAGAUGUUGAACAACUAAAAAGUAUUGCCGAAUCUGUGAGUUCCAGAAUUAAGAUCUUUGAACUUUUGGGAGAAAAAUCUGAUUUUUUUCGAAACUUUUUUUUCUAAAAUUAUAUUUUCAGAAUGUUCUACUUUCUCCAACUGGCAAAGACUUACGCGACAAAAUAAUUGGCUCCCAAUGUAGAUUAUAA